GGACUGGGGUCAGGACAGGAUGAUGUCUUCUGAGUUGUAGAUCCCGGAUGCCACCCUGUUAACCUGGUGUAUGAUUUUCGAUAAAAUCUGGAAUUCAUUUGUCCUUUAGUGGUUGCAGGUCCUCAGGCAUCAAUGCAGCACUACACCAGAGGUGUCAACAUUUAUGGUUUAGCCAGAGCAUUUCUAAUGUUUGACCUGCUGCUAAAGCAAUCCAGGAGACCCCUGAAAACUACACGACUGUGUUUCCAGCCAAACCAGUGGAUAAAUAAAAUUCACCUGGUGGAAAGGCUAAUGCACUUGAAGGGAAUGAGCAUCGAACACAAAAUAUAUUCAUUUCAGGUAGCGAUUAUGUUCACAUCACACCAACGUUCCAAAAACAUGUAAAAUGUCAUACAGUAACAUCAACUGUUCAGACUGUUGAAUCGGACAGUUCAGACCCAUCCGGCAGGAACUUUUGGUGCUUCCGUUUUAAAUGUUCAUGCAUCAUUGAUGUGCUGCUAUGAAAGGCAUCACUUCUUUGCACGUGCUAUGCUGGACCGUGCUUGUAGACUUUUGACUGGAGCUUAAACGCCUCUCUUCGUCGAUGCCGUCGUUCAGAGCUUGUGUGUGUGAUGUGUGAUUUCAUCCAUGGUGGUGUAGGAGAGAAGAGAGCCUGGCGUACCCUUGUGUUUUCUCUCGAUCACGCAUUUAAGGGUCAGGAAUCUGCUUUAGUUCAUGUCUUUCUGCGUUUGAUUUGACUGUUCCGCUUGGCUUCUUGUUCUAUGUCACGUCUUUUGAAAACAAAACUGCCUCAGAAGCUUUACUCAGUCAUUCCUGCUUUCUUCUCUAACACUCACUCCAUUCACAAGUGUUUUUUUUUUUUUUAUGUUACAUUGGAGAUGCUGCUGUCAAUAACUAUCCAAUCUGACAUGCAUACAGUUCUGAUCAGCAGAGAACAGGACUAGCAAAACUGUUGCUUUUAGUUAUGAUCAAAUCGUAGAUGUUAAGAGAUGUAAAAAAAAAUUUUUUUUAAUCUACUGUGCAUAAGGGGAAGCCAUGGCCUAAUGGUUAGAGAAACAGCUUUGGGACCAAAAGGUUGCUGGUUCGAUUCUCUGGAUCAGCAAGAUUGGCUUAAGUGCCCUUGAGCAAGGCACCUAACCCCCAACCGCUCCGGCAAGAGUGGUGGCGUACCUUGUGUCUGAUUAGCCAGAGAAAAACUGAUGAUGCGAUUAUCAGUUCGGGCAUUGAACCCGACCAACUGAACUGUGGGUGGAUUGAUUGAUUGAUUGAUUGAUUGAUUGCUUUAUUCCGAACAGUAAAGAAGAUAUAAAAACAAACAAAAAAUAAUUAAAACAUUGUCAUAAACAGAAUAGCGUAGCCACAAGGCAAUAACAUAAUAAUGUUUGGAAAGGAUUAGGAAGAAGUAAAUAACUUAUCAAAUCCUAACCCUCUAUACCACCGUUAAUCAAACGUCACUUUCCACCAUAAUAAACUAUAUAUUAAAUAUUUAAUAGAUAAAUGCUGAUUGACGUGUUUUUUUUUUUUCCUCUAAUCACAGUGAAGAAACAUAUUUUUGAUUUUGUGUCUACAUGCACCCACACACACCAGUGUUGUAGUCGAGUCACUAAACCUCGAGUCCCCAGUAUUCGUCAUUUAAAGAAAAUUUCAAGUCAAGUCCGAGAACAAGACUCCGACCGAACCGUUUGACGGUGGCCGUUGCUGCCUUUAUGUGAAAGCAUCUCUGCUACGGUGUUGGACUACCGUUACUGCUCGACUGCCCCAUUUUAGUUAACAGGCUACAGAUUUAAAAAAAAAAACUUGUUCAUCGCUCAGCAAGCCCCGCCCACUAUCAACAGGGCAAAUCACAUGAGAGAGGAUUCACACUCGCUAGUUCAUCAGUCAGCAAGCAAGCUCCACUAUGAGCACAGCGUGUCACUUCCUUCUCUGGGUGGAGUCUUGCCAAAUGACUAUUGAAGUUCAAGGUUGUCCCCGUCGUCUCCUCGAUAGUUCUUCUACAUAUGGAACACACAGCAGUGCAACCCCCCCACCCCUACCCCACUGCACGGGAAGUCUGUAUAAGCAAAGCAGACAAUCCUAGGGGCUUCUCUCCAGGCAUUUUAGCUCCAUUAACGUUAGUUUGUUCCUGAACGUGAUGUAUGAACAGGUGAAUGUGCGUUCUCUUUGUCAGGGAGUGUGACGUAUUCUGUCAGAGAUGGUUAGGAGACGGAUGUAAGUGCAGAAAGUGUGUUUUAUUAAUACAAGUGAAGACGGUAAACAAUCCAGAAUGGCAAGCAAAAUCGUAAAACAGUGAAACAGCCAAUAGGUCGAGUGAGACACAAACAGGCUAUAAUAGACGAGAAACAAGAAAACAAACGAGGAAGGAAAUACGGCUCGGUAAUGUGUCAGCAACGCAGCUCGAUACUUCGCAAGCAAAUGGUGAUGAGCCUGCGUGUCUCUGAACUGCAAGUACUCCUAGGAUACGCAGGUCGCAAUAAGCACGGGAGAAAGCACGAACUAUUGACCAAAGCACUCCACUUGUUGAAGGCUGGUUGCAGCCCCGCUGUACAGAUGAAGAUCAAGGAGCUGUACCGCCGCCGCUUCCCCACAAAAAUGGUGUCCCCAACAGACCUCUCUCUCCCUGGGGUCCACCCCACAACAGGUGUAGCGUCUGCAGGUUUGCCUGCCGGCCUCACCCAACUCGGGUUUGACAGCCAUGGCGCUCCUUCGCCUCUGUUGCCUGUCUCUCUCCUGGGGCCCAAGCACGAGCUGGGACUUCCACACCUUCCUUCUGCCCUGCAUCCUGUCCAUCCAGACGUCAAGCUUCAGAGGCUUCCUUUCUACGACGUGCUGGAUGAACUGAUCAAGCCCACCAGCCUGGUUCUUCCUUACUAUAAGCAGAUUAAAUUGACCUCAGACAACAAUCAGAGGUUUCAGGAAACAUGCUUUGCAUUUGCAUUGACACCACAGCAAGUCCAACAGAUCAGCACUUCAAUGGACCUCUCUGGGACCAAAUGUGACUUUUCAGUACAAGUUCAGUUAAGGUUUUGCUUAUCAGAGACGAGUUGUCCUCAGGAAGACCAUUUCCCACCGAACCUCUGUGUGAAAGUGAACGGAAAGCCCUGUAACCUCCCUGGCUAUCUUCCUCCAACUAAAAAUGGAGUCGAGCCAAAAAGACCAAGCAGACCCAUCAAUAUUACCUCUCUGGUCCGUUUAUCCACAACAGUCCCCAACACUAUUGUGGUGUCUUGGACAUCAGAAAUCGGCAGGAGUUAUUCCAUGGCAGUGUACCUCGUCCGACAGCAGUCCUCUUCAGUAUUAUUACAGAGACUACGGUCGAAAGGCAUCAGGAACCCAGACCACUCUAGAGCACUCAUCAAAGAGAAGUUGACGGCUGACCCUGACAGUGAGAUCGCUACCACUAGUCUGAGAGUCUCCCUUCUCUGUCCGCUGGGGAAGAUGCGACUGAUGGUUCCGUGCCGAGCGCUGACCUGCUCACACCUGCAGUGCUUCGACGCUACGCUCUAUAUCCAAAUGAACGAGAAAAAACCCACCUGGGUGUGUCCAGUCUGUGACAAGAAGGCCCCGUAUGAGCACCUCAUCAUCGACGGGUUGUUCAUGGAGAUCCUAAACAGCUGUGUAGACUGCGACGAGAUCCAGUUUAAGGAAGAUGGUAGCUGGGCACCUAUGAUAUCCAAAAAAGUGGUGCAGGAGGUGACUGCUUCCUCCAACGGCUUAGAAGGUUCAUGUCGACCAGUGCUAUCUGAGCACAAAAACAGUUCAUCCCACACCAGCAGCAGCAACAAUAAAAAAGUGGAAGUGAUUGAUCUUACACUGGACAGCUCCUCGGAGGAAGAGGAGGAGGAGGAGGAUGAUGAUGAUGAUGACGAGCCUCCCCCUAAACGAGCCCGUCAAUCUCUUUCACCCACCUCACCACCAGUCACUAAAGGGGUGUUGAAUCUUCACCAUCAGGCAUCGCCAGUGACACGUGCGCCGAGCAUGCCAGCAGUGGAGACGAACUACAUUCCCCCUCCACCGCCGCUCAUUCAGGACUACCAUCACUAUUACCACACGCCCAGUGACCUGUCAGAUCUGAGUUUCUUUUCAUUUUUACCAGGGGAAAAUCAUCAGCAUUACAACAUGGUAAUGGCAGCAGCAGCCGCAGCAUCCGCCUCCGCAUCAACGUCAGAAGAUCACGAGCUCCUCCGCUUCUUGCCCUAUAACUCCUCACAGCUGUACCUGGAGCAAGCAGGCAUGGCGCCAGGCAGUUCACUGGCACCACCCAAUGGUAGUGCGGGCAGCAAUAGCAGCCUGCGGGACAGCCACGGGCACAGCAGUGUGUCCCGUUCACGGUCAGACACGGCUGCUUCAGUCAUAUACGGCUCCAUCCCCGACGUCAUCUCACUCGACUGAGCACGUAGGCACAGGAACCCAAAGACUGGAAAGACGCACUCUCGGCACCAUCCACGGGAGACGAGAGGAACCUGGUGCACUUCAGGAGGAUUUGAGGCAGAAGGAAAAGAGGAGUGGAGAGAAAGGAAAAAAAAAGAGGACAAAUACCUUUGUUAAAAAUAAAGAGAAAGAAAACGCUGUACAGAGAAGAAAUAUCUAUUUUCAGUUUUACUUUUGUAUAUAAACAAUAGGACGCUGCCUGCCCAGUGAGUGACUUCAGUUCAUAUUUUUUGUGUGAAUACUGAAGGUGUUUUUUUCCACUUCUCCAUGUGCUGUCCCUUGACUUAAACUUCUUCUUCUUCUUCUGUAUCUUUUUAUACUCCUUUUUGCUAUUUUAUUUCACCUCAAACACUUUCAGUCCCAGUCAUUUUGAUCUUUUUGAGGGGUCAGUAUGUUAUUUAAUGACACUUUGUUGUGCAGGUAAUUUAUGAUGCUUUUAAGUUAUGUAGUUUGUAUGCUGUAUAAAAGCAUUUCCUGAUGCCAUUACAGGAUCUAGCCAUGAGGCACGCUCAGAACGGCAGACACCUCUUAUUCCAGCUUUGCAUUUACCUCCAUCUAGCUCUCAAUAAAGGAUGCGAAAGAAA
Neoarius graeffei (lesser salmon catfish) is the source of this 5012-nucleotide messenger RNA. RefSeq names its product protein inhibitor of activated STAT, 1b (gene pias1b). Gene Ontology annotation, biological process: regulation of transcription by RNA polymerase II; protein sumoylation. The record is from RefSeq and is a predicted model, not a curated record. Gene Ontology annotation, molecular function: transcription coregulator activity; zinc ion binding; SUMO ligase activity. The coding region runs from base 2377 to 4389 and encodes 670 amino acids. The transcript has 15 exons. NCBI's taxonomy places the organism in Eukaryota, Metazoa, Chordata, Actinopteri, Siluriformes, Ariidae.